Molecule: messenger RNA, 831 nt
Organism: Neopsephotus bourkii (Bourke's parrot)
Lineage: Eukaryota; Metazoa; Chordata; Aves; Psittaciformes; Psittacidae
Gene: GPX4
Product: glutathione peroxidase 4
Exons: 7
Biological process (GO): response to oxidative stress
Molecular function (GO): glutathione peroxidase activity
Source: RefSeq, a predicted model, not a curated record
GGAGGAGGGGGGCGGUGGCGCACGAUGGGAUGGGGUCAGGCGGUGCGGAGCGCGCUGCGGGGCGCGGCGGCGGCGGUAGCGGGACCGGUGCGGGGCAUGUGCGCCCAGGCACAGGAGUGGCGCUCGGCCAAGGCCAUCUACGACUUCCACGCCUUGGACAUCGAUGGCAACGACGUCUCCCUGGAGCAGUACCGGGGAUACGUGUGCAUCAUCACCAACGUAGCUUCGAAAUGAGGAAAGACCCCGGUAAACUACACUCAGCUUGUUGACCUGCACGCCCGAUACGCUGAGAGGGGUUUACGCAUCCUCGGCUUUCCCUGCAACCAGUUUGGGAAGCAGGAACCCGGGGACAACGCUCAGAUCAAGGCAUUUGCUGCGAGCUACGGGGUGAAGUUUGACAUGUUCAGUAAGAUCGACGUGAAUGGGGACGAUGCUCACCCGCUCUGGAAGUGGAUGAAGGACCAGCCCAAAGGACGAGGCACCCUGGGCAAUGCAAUAAAGUGGAACUUCACUAAGUUCCUCAUUAACCGGGAGGGCCAAGUGGUGAAGAGGUACAGCCCCAUGGAGGAUCCCCAAGUGAUCGAGAAGGACCUCCCUGCCUACCUCUAGGUCUGCUCCUGUCCCUGCCCAGCGCCUGCCUCCCGCUGCCCAUGGAUUCUCCUCCUCCAGCCCCGAUGAUGGCCUGUCUUCAAGCCAGCUCGCUGGUGAGGCAGACCUGAACCCAGGCGUGCAGAUGCUGGAUGGAGGCUUCCCGGGGCCGGUGGCCGCUGCUGGGCAUAGAGCAGCACCCCAGAGUCCCCUUGCAAUAAUAAAUAGAGGUGUUAGAACUGA